ACCACAAAAGUAAUAUUUACACAACAUAAAUCAAAAUAAAAAGUCAGUUCUGUGUGUUGGCUAGCAAAUGGAAAACAAAUAUGUGCAAAAUGCAGUUUUUAAUGCGCUUUACAUAAAUUAAGCUAGCGCACUGUGUCUGUGUGUGUGUGUGUGAUGGCAAUCAAGCUAAGCCAACAAAAAGUAGUGAAAAAAAACGUAAUUCAAAGCUGCCAUUGAUCAAAUGCUAAAGUGACAAAGUGCUUAAAGCGAAUAUCAAAUUUACUGCAACAGUUUGCCAACUAACUUUGUUUACGACGAUGCACAGCAGUUGCGGCCACUUGGAACUAUAAUGCGUAACGGAUGUCUGGCAACGAUGUGGCCGCCAGUUAGCGUCACGACAGGCACAUGACAAGCGCCGCAACGUAAACCUAAGCCAAGGACGCAAUGCAAAUAGCCAUAAACAAUAGCAAUAACACACAAGCGAGCAAGCGAGCCAACGAGCACAACGAGCACAACAUAAAACCCAAAGCGGGAGCAAUAACAAGCAGAGCAUGGCGGAGGACAGUGGGAGUGGCAGUGGCAGCGGUAGCGGCAGCGCUGCCAAAAUGCAGCUGCUGACGAAGAUGGACAAGGCAGUGUCCACCAAUGAUAUACUGCUGGAUCUGCAGCGUGCGCUCACCUACGAGGCGGUCUUCAGCACGCUGGUGCAGCACAAGAUGCAGGAGCUGAAGCGCGACUAUGAGGAGCACAAGCGUGCCAAGCGCAAGAAGCGUAAAAAGUCCAUUGGACGCAUUUUCUUGCCACGCAAGCUAUUCGGCAUGCGUCGUGCCUGCAAAGAAGAUGAUGAGGAGGAGGAGCAGCUAAGCACAGAGCAGCAGCCAGCAGCUGCAUCAACGCCCGCUGCAGCUGCAGCUGCUGCCAUUGAAACGGCGCUCGAGGACAGCGUGGCCAGCACCUUGAGCAACUCCUCGGGGCGACAGCACAAACGCAGUUUGAUGGUGGUGCAAGCUCAAACGCAUCGACGCGCCAGCUGCAGCUCCGAUGAGGACAAAGCAGUGCCAAUUGCUGAGCCGCCCCCCGAGCAACGACAUUCCCAUUCUCAGAGUACAACGACCAAUGGCUACGACAAUAACUCGCUGGCCACUGCCACAGCCACAGGCACGGCGACAGUCAUUGGUGCCACACGUGCUUGCCACAGCUCCACGCUGGCCGAUGACAGCCUGACAGCCUCGCUGCGCGGCAGCCUGGAGAGUCUUUCCUACUCCAGCUCACGCUGCACUGUCAGCUUCGGUGGCGCCGAAAUCAUUGCGCUGAGCCAUGCGGACGCGGAGACGCGUGAACGCGCGCGUUUGGCCAAGCGGCUGCGCAUACUGGAGGCAAAGUCCAUCAGCGCCCAGUGCAGUCCCAUCUUUCCACGCAGCGUGGCACGCUCAUUGCCACUGCCACAGCCACAACAGGCGCGCCUGCACGUCAAUGUUCCAUCCAGCCUGGCACGGCCGCAGCAGCAGCAGCAGCGGGAGCAGCAGCCGCACGUAACUUUGGAAAUUGAGGCGUCGCCACAGCCACAUUUAUACCCACAGCCGCCACAGCCUGAGGCGAUGGCACUGCCACAACGUAAACGUCUGCUGCCCAAACAGAUUUCCUAUACGGAAAGUUAUUCAGGCGCUGGCAGCGAUUUCGAUGGCGCCGCUGCCUAUGCGCGCUACUUUUCGCGACAAAACACAUCCGAGGAUAGCGCCAAUGUGACUGUGAGCACGGUGCUGGCCCAGAGCGAUUCGCAGUCGCUGCAUGCGCUGCCCAGCUACGCGAACACGCCCACAAGUGGGGCGGCGGCGGCGGCGCUGAAGGAACGUGAGGCGGAGCGUUUGAAAUCGCGCAGCGCGGGACUUUUGGCGCUGCCUGCUACACCCGAGGCGGUUGUUAUUCCUAUAGAGGCAACGCUGGAGCAGCAGCCGGCGCCAGCGCGGCAAAUGCAACGCAUGACCUCAACCUCAACUGCAUCGAGUGCGGCGCAACCCACUGGCUGCUGCAGUGCAGCCAAAGCGGCGGCCAUGCGCGCCAAGGAUAGACACGUUCAAAGCUUUAAGCCCCAGCUGCCAGCGCCCAGCACGGGCAGCGAUGAUGAAUAUCGACGACGCAAGCGAAAGUACAAACGCCAUCAUCGCUGCUCAGAUCCUGCGCUAGUCUAUCCCACGCCCAGUGGCUUGCAGCAUUAUGUCCAUGUGCUUGGCCUGCCGCACGAUGUCCAGACCAUACAAUGCCCCUAUGGGCAGGACUCGCCAUGCGACAUGCAGCUGGACAUAGACAUGGACAUGGAUGGCGAUAAAAUCGACGACCUUGAGCAUAUGGUGCCCGACGGUGCUGCUCAUCAUCAGCGACAUCGCAGAAAGCAUCGUCAUCGCCAUAAAAAGCGUCAUCGUCACAAAAAACCCAAAAUACUAGUGCAGGAUCUGGAUACAGAAGUUGUUAAGGUGAUUGAUCCACAUGAUUUGUCCCAGCGCGCACGCUGGACAAUUAUUGCAACUGCCUGCCUUUUGUUGCUAAUGUGCCUCAUGCUAAUUGGCGUAACAUUGCGCAUGGCGCCCAUUAUAGAUGAUAUGGUGCGUCAGGAGAACGAGCGCAAUAUGCGUGAAAAUUUGGAGCGCACGCUUAUGAUGAAGAAUCUAACGGAACUCAAUUUGCAGCGUCAGCAGCAGCUGCAGCAUCAAGCGCUGCAGCAGAGUCAACAGCAGCUACAGCAAGCGGUUGCCGUGGCCGUGGCAACAUUGCAAUUACCGUAACAACAGCAGCAGCAACAGCAACACACUGGCACACAAAGUUAUGCGCACAACUAAGAAUAUUUUUAAUGCGAACGCGUGUUGGCGUUGAGAAUACAAAACUAGAAUGUUAUUUACAAUGUGUUUGGGUUUGACAAGCAUUGUAAACGUAUUUAUUGUACUUGUAUGCUAAAUGUAAUUAACACUUGUUACAAACUGAGCCUCAGUCGCUAUGCACAAGCAUCCUUUAAGUGUAUUAUUAUUAUUAUCCUUUGAACAAAUUGUUUGUAGAGCAAAAGGUUUCGUGCGCCAGGAAAUAUUUUCUUUCAUUGGUUUCACUUCGUUUGCUAUUAUUACAAUUAAUUGCCUCCACCCCUCCACCCUCCACACCUCCCUCUCCAAACUUGUGCGUAGCGCUAUAAGCGCACAGCUAAAAGUAAAAACAAUUAAUAAAAGUUGGUCAAUAGUUAUAUUAUAUAUGUAACUGCAAGUUGUUAACUGAACGUAGGCGUAAGUGAAUGUUAUAAAGAAAUCAAAGUUUUUGUAAGUGUAAGUAAUAAUUAACUAGGCAAGCUACAAACUAAAACUACAAACUACAACUAAAGCUAAAACUACAACAAUUUCCAUUAUAAGACACAUAAUUGCAAUAAUUAUAAUAAUAAAACUAUAUUAUUAGAUUUUUUGCUCACUUGGUUUAGUUUUUUGGGUGCCGCAGCCGAAGCCAAAGCAGGCGUUUAAUUAAAAGCUAACGGUAAACACAAAUUGUUGUAUAGCGUAUAAAAUCUAGUACAUAGGCCUAAAAAAAAAAAACAAAAACAAAAAUAAAUAAAAG
Drosophila busckii is the source of this 3567-nucleotide messenger RNA. RefSeq lists its product as uncharacterized. The record is from RefSeq and is a predicted model, not a curated record. The coding region runs from base 531 to 2759 and encodes 742 amino acids. The transcript is spliced from 8 exons. NCBI's taxonomy places the organism in Eukaryota, Metazoa, Arthropoda, Insecta, Diptera, Drosophilidae.